GUGGUGUAAAGCGCGAUAACUCUAAUGGACACGUUUUACAACGACAGAUGACGAGGAAAAGUUUAAAAAGUUUGUUUUUAACAUUUGCUGUUAUUUUUUCGACAGCUCUGAGCUCAGAUGUGAAGUUGGCCACUACUCCAGAUAUCAACCUGCUGUAUACCUCGGAUAAUCUUUUUAUGCAGAUAGUAGAGCCUGAAGAAAUAAGCUACGUUUAUAAAAUCAGGCCAGCAAGAAACUUUGGUGUAGAUUUUGAGAAGGUUUAUCACCAUAUCCCUUUAGUAGUUGCUAACCCCUACAAUGGAUGUAGUGAAUUGCUCAAUAAGCGACGUGUAGAUGGAGCAGUGGUCUUGAUACAAAGAGGUGACUGUUCCUUUGUGACCAAGACAAUCAAUGCAGAGAAUGCAGGGGCGGUGGCGGUCCUGAUUACGGACAACGAUGCUCAGAACGACGAGGCUCAGAUACAGAUGGUACAGGACGGCACAGAGAGGGAGGUCCAGAUCCCCAGCCUCUUCCUGCUGGGCAAGGACGGAUACAUGAUUAAAGCAACCCUGGAAAAGUAUCGAAUGGAUAGCGCCAUUGUAAACAUUCCUUUCAACAUCACAGGAAUGCCCAUGAUGAUCAACAACCAACCUCCAUGGACACUUUGGUGAUUCUGGUCUCUGCACCAAACCAGUUCUGCCAUUAACCCAAUCAACAAUUAACCUCUAUGGACUCUCUGGUGAUGAUCCUGGUCAAGGCACCAAAUCAGUUUAAUUAUUAACUCAGUCAUCCCACCUCCGGACCAAAUGUAAAUGAAAUAUAAAAUAUGCCUUUAGUCCCUGCCCAUCCACUCUCUCAAUGUGGGCUUUACUAUUUAGAUGAUUCCAAUAUAAUUAGAUAAAAAGUUAUUCCUGAAUUGCCUUUCUUUUAUCAACCUAACUGUGAUACUCUGGAUAGUCUUACAUCAUUUGCUAGUAUUCAUAUUAAUAUAUUACCAGUAUACAUGUAUUUCUGACUUGGUCAGUGGUAAGCAAUAAGAAACAAAUAUCAUAUAUUGUUAUUUGAAACUCUGUUGAAUGAAUGAGAUUGAUAUUUUUGUAACCCAACUUUGCAUGGUUUGGCAGCUUACACUUGUGGUUAUGGAGAUGAAAUACAAACUGGUGCACUUGUUACAAUUUUUUUAGUGGUGAAUGGUGUUGUAUAUGAACAUGUCUCUUCUCCUAUUUUCCUAAUUGCAGAAUGUUUAUGAUCUCUGAAAUCCUGCUUAUCAAAGUGCUGUUAAAUUUAAUGUGAUAUGAUUGAGAUGCAAUUUUCUGUCAGGAUUCUUUAUUGUAAAAUUGUAAUUUUCUACAUAAGUAGACCCCUUAACCCCCCCCCCC
This is a messenger RNA of Magallana angulata, 1358 nucleotides long. Its product is annotated as PRADC1-like protein. NCBI's taxonomy places the organism in Eukaryota, Metazoa, Mollusca, Bivalvia, Ostreida, Ostreidae. The transcript has 5 exons. The record is from RefSeq and is a predicted model, not a curated record. Bases 48 to 650 code for a protein of 200 amino acids.